Molecule: messenger RNA, 670 nt
Organism: Aureobasidium subglaciale EXF-2481
Lineage: Eukaryota; Fungi; Ascomycota; Dothideomycetes; Dothideales; Saccotheciaceae
Exons: 1
Coding region: 109-564 (151 amino acids)
Source: RefSeq, a predicted model, not a curated record
GUGUUGACGAUGACGUACCUCUCAUCCGCACCCUGCCGAAGAAGCGUGGUACCUACCUCCUAGGUAUUCUUGGAUCAACCAAAAUAUAGCUGGUGGGUGAACACGGCUAUGGCUUGCUGGAUCGUGAUAUCUUUCAUCCAACACUAUUCUCAUAUCAGGGGAGUAUUUGCACAGCAUCGUGAUGCUCAACUCGUCGAGAGAGACAGUCUCCGACAGUGUGACGCAAUUUCUGGUUGCCAUCAGGAUGACCCUGUCUGUAAAUACAAGUCUCUCUUGCAUGUAUAUAUGCUACUGUGUCCGAUCAGAUACGUCGGCUACGUACUCGCUAGAAAAUGUCAGAUUCAUUCGGGGAAGAUCCAGUCCGAUCAUGAUGUUGGUGGUCGAGACACAACAAAGCAGUUGUGUAGAGUCCCUGAUCACUCUGAGAGCGGCGUGAUGAGCCCACUCAAGUCGAGACCGAACGAUGUGAAUAAAACACGAAGCAACAACUUGGACCAGCCAUAUCGUCAUGCAAUUAUGCAACUAUCCUACGCAACUACAGGUUCAAGCUGUAGGGAAAUCUAACUUGCGAUGCAGCCUGCUCACAAUCUCGAUAAAGUCUGGCUCGUUCUGGGCGUUCAAUACACCGUGACGAAUGAAGAAGUCGAGCAAAACAACGGCACAGUUCGGC